This is a messenger RNA of Thrips palmi, 614 nucleotides long. Its product is annotated as chorion class high-cysteine HCB protein 12-like. Bases 76 to 396 code for a protein of 106 amino acids. Lineage: Eukaryota; Metazoa; Arthropoda; Insecta; Thysanoptera; Thripidae. The transcript is spliced from 2 exons. The record is from RefSeq and is a predicted model, not a curated record.
CGCGACGCCAGCCCGGCCACCACAAGCAUUCUUCUCUCCGUGUCGGCCCGCAGCACCGUCACCCACACCGCCAACAUGAGGAUCGCCGUCGUCGCCCUGUUGGCGCUCAUCGUCAUCUUCCAGAUCCUGGAGUUCACCUCGGCCUGCAAGUGCGGCUGCGGCUGCGGCUGCGGCGGUUGCGGCUGCGGCUGCGGUGGCUGCGGCUGCGGCUGCUGCGGCGGCUACGGCGGCUACGGCGGCUGGGGCUACGGUGGCAUCAACCACCACACCGUGAUCCACGACCGCGCCCCCGCCGUCCAGCAGAGCUGCGCCCCCUCCGUCGUCGGCAUCCCCGUGCUCGGCUCCCUGGGCACCAAGGGCUGCGGCUGCCGCGGACCCUGCUCCUGCUGGGACUAGACGGCCAUGACGGCGUGCUCGCGCGCCGCUGCUUCCCGCCGCCCUGCGCACCUCGCCCCUCCCGGAGGCCUCCGCGGAGACCCCCUCGGACGACGACUGAAGAGGCGCUCGCCAGACCGCCAGACUGACCGUCCCGGACCAAUCGACUCGUCGACUUGGCUUCACUUGGAAAAGCUCGCGCGGGGUGGUAGGAAUAAAACUGUGACCUGAUUCUCCCA